This is a messenger RNA of Corylus avellana, 3280 nucleotides long. RefSeq names its product Pentatricopeptide repeat (PPR) superfamily protein. Gene Ontology annotation, molecular function: zinc ion binding; protein binding; RNA binding. Gene Ontology annotation, biological process: RNA modification. The record is from RefSeq and is a predicted model, not a curated record. NCBI's taxonomy places the organism in Eukaryota, Viridiplantae, Streptophyta, Magnoliopsida, Fagales, Betulaceae.
UUCUAUACGUAGUAUAUUGCGGUAAGAUUCUUUGCCUAAAGAGGUAAAGUUUGGGGACGUAACAGCGAGAGAGAAGCCAUGAUGAGGCAAGCUCUCCAACUGUUCGACAACUUUCCUCACACAAUCCUCCAGUGCCUCGAUUCGACUACGGCUUCUGUAUGCCAGGCGCGACAAGCUCAUGCCCACAUCCUCAAAGCCGGCCUAUCCAACCAUGCUGAUCUCACCACCAAGCUCCUCUCUCUCUACGCCAAUAACCAUUGCUUCGCCGAAGCGAACCUCGUCCUUGACUCUGUCUCGGAGCCCAACGUAUUCACAUUUUCUACCCUCAUCCAUUCGUUUUCAAAACUCAGUCGAUUUGGUGAUGCGCUCCGUGUUUUUUCUCGAAUGAUAUCUCAUGGUAUUGGGCCUGACGCACAUGUUUUCCCUAGCGUCUUCAAGGCUUGUGCUGGACUACCGGCCGUGAAAGCCGGGCAACAGGUUCAUGGCAUUGCAUCGGUAUCUGGGCUUGCUUCGGAUUCGUUUGUCCGAUCCUCAUUGUUCCAUAUGUAUGUGAAAAGUGACCGUGUUAGAGAUGCCCACAAGUUGUUCAGUAAAAUUACUCAACGGAACGUGGUGUUAUGGAGUGCUUUGAUUUCUGGUUAUUCUAGACGUGGAUGUAUAGACGAGGCGAAGCAGCUCUUUAAUGAGAUGAGGGAUACGGGUGUUGAACCCAAUUUAAUAUCGUGGAAUGGUAUGAUUGCGGGGUUUAAUCAUAGUGGUUCAUAUACUGAGGCGGUUUUCAUGUUCCAAAAGAUGCAUUUAGAAGGUUUCCAGCCCGACGGAUGUAGCAUUUCUAGUGUUCUUCCUGCUGUAGGAGACUUGGAGGAUUCAGAUAUGGGUAUCCAAAUUCAUGCCUAUGUAAUUAAGCAGGGUUUGGGAUCAGACAAGUGCGUUGGCAGCGCACUUAUUGAUAUGUAUGGGAAGUGUGCCUGCAGGUUGGAAAUGUCACAAGUUUUUAGUGAAAUGGAGGAAAUGGACAUAGGUGUUUGCAAUGCCUUAGUUACGGGGCUCUCACGAAAUGGUCAAGUUGAUGAUGCUCUGGAGGUAUUCAGGAAAUUUAGGGUCCAAGGGAUGGAACUGAAUGUCGUGUCUUGGACAUCAAUGAUUGCUAGCUGUUCUCAAAAUGGGAAAGAUAUGGAGGCUUUAGAACUUUUCAGAGAGAUGCAGGUCGUGGGGGUGAAGCCAAACUCCGUGACAAUCCCUUGUUUGCUUCCAGCUUGUGGUAAUAUUGCAGCACUAUUGCAUGGGAAGGCAUCCCAUUGCUUCUCUCUUAGAAGGGGGUUCUCUAAUGAUGUGUAUGUGGGCAGCGCAUUAAUUGAUAUGUAUGCAAAGUGUGGAAAAAUCCAAUUGUCUCGGCUUUGUUUUGAGAAAAUGCCCUCCAGAAACUUGGUGUGCUGGAAUGCAAUAAUGGGUGGAUAUGCAAUGCACGGGAAGGCUAAAGAAACUAUGGAGGUUUUUGACUUGAUGCAGAGGACAGGGCAGAAGCCGAAUUUUAUCAGCUUCACUUGUGUAUUAUCUGCCUGCAGCCGGAAUGGCCUGACCAAAGAAGGGUGGUAUUACUUUAAUAGCAUGUCACAAGAGCAUGGUAUCGAAGCUAGAAUGGAGCAUUAUGCUUGCAUGGUAACACUUCUCAGCCGUGUAGGAAAACUUGAAGAGGCUUAUUCUAUGAUCAAGAAUAUGCCAUUUGAACCUGACGCUUGCGUUUGGGGUGCUUUGCUUGGUUCUUGUGGAGUUCACAAUAAUGUGACUUUAGGUGAGGUUGCUGCACGGAAACUCUUUAAGUUAGAACCAAGAAAUCCAGGGAACUACAUACUUCUGUCAAACAUUUAUGCUUCCAAGGGCAAGUGGAUCGAAGUGGAUAAAGUAAGGGAUACGAUGAGGAGUAUGGGUUUGAGGAAGAAUCCUGGCUGUAGUUGGAUUGAGGUCAAGAACAAGGUACACAUGCUUCUUGCGGGAGACAAAUUGCACCCUCAAAUGGACCAAAUCAUUGAGAAGUUAAAUAAAUUGAGCAUGGAGAUGAAGAAAUCGGGUUACUUUCCUAAUACCAACUUUGUUCUCCAAGAUGUGGAUGAACAGGACAAAGAGCAGAUUUUAUGUGGGCACAGUGAGAAGUUAGCAGUAGUUUUGGGGCUUCUGAACACUAGUCCAGGUUCUCCUCUUAGGGUCAUUAAGAAUCUAAGAAUAUGUGGUGACUGCCAUAAUGUUAUAAAAUUUAUAUCCAGCUUUGAAGGGAGGGAGAUUUCUGUCAGGGACACCAACCGCUUUCAUCAUUUCAAAGACGGAGCCUGUUCUUGUGGGGAUUAUUGGUAAACUUCUGAAAUGGCCAGCUGUGAAAAGCUAGUUCACACCAUAGAGUAUUUUUCAGCUAAACAAAACAACGAGAUGAGAUGAAGGGAGAUGAAGUGCAUUGACCCUAAACCUGAAGGUGAGGCAACUAACUGCCACUUUAAAGUUCAAAGUAGGAUAAACAGUUCCAUCUUUAAAUUUUGCCCCCGAGGUCUUUUUCGAAAAACACAGAAAAUUAGAUAAUUUUCAGAAACAUUCAAUGCUUUCCUCCCAGCAGGCUUGAAAUCCCACCCUUCCAUCCUCAGAUCGUUUGGGCUUGAAGGACCAUUUUCUGUGCUCGUUUCGAUCACCCACCUAGGAAUUUUCUAUCCAAAAGAAACACUUUUUGGAUUGAAUUAUCGAGAGGUGAAAUGCCAGUGAUAAUGUAGGAUUUCUGCAUUGCUAUUGCACCUAGUACAUCUACUCAAUCAUGCUGGAACACAGUUAUGCCGGAAUCUAAGCAGUGCGAAUUAUUGUGUACAACAUGGUGCUAAACAGGUGGAACUUAUUACAAAAUCCUCUAAAAAAUUGUUAUUUCAGAUUGUGUUCCACAGACAUGUCUAAGUAUUGGAUUGCUUGCGCAACAUAUGGAUGGCUUUCUUUAUGGAAUUGCAAAAGCUUCGGUCUACAUAUCACUGGUGAUGUGUCCACUUCUCUACCCUUCUUGAUAUCAGAUACAAUUUCUUAUUCAAGUUAGAGAUUAAUUGAGUACAUAGAAGAAUCUUUGUUGGAAGCCUGAGAUAGCCUUUUUGGCUCUUAGCCUUGCUGCAAAAUUUUAGCUGACACUUUACUUCAUUUUUGCCCCUCUUGUUGUUUCAAUCUAUGGAUAUUGGAGAGUUUAGUGUAGAGCUCUGUUUGUCUUUUUGUCUCGCUAAUGAAUUACAGGCUAGUUACAAAUGCUAGACACAUUCAACCU